AUGGAGAAAAGAGCUGGAGAGAUUAUAUGCAGGUUUCCUAUGUGAGAAGCAUUUAGCGCUUCAGUUCUAGUCCCACCAGUGGUGAAAAUGAGAAGACAACAAAUUGAAAGAAAGAUGUAAACUCAGCCUUCAAACAAUGCAAUCUCUCAGCAACCAUCAUGUUAAGUUUAGAAUACCUAAAACCAGCAAGAAGACUGGUAUUUCUGUAACAAAGAAGACUCAUACAUCUCAAAUUGAAAUUAUUCCAUGCAAGAUCUGUGGAGACAAAUCAUCAGGAAUCCAUUAUGGUGUCAUUACAUGUGAAGGCUGCAAGGGCUUUUUCAGGAGGAGUCAGCAAAGCAACGCUACCUACUCCUGUCCUCGUCAGAAGAACUGUCUGAUUGACCGAACCAGUAGAAACCGCUGCCAACACUGUCGAUUACAGAAAUGCCUUGCUGUGGGGAUGUCUCGAGAUGCUGUAAAGUUUGGUCGAAUGUCAAAAAAGCAGAGGGACAGCCUGUACGCGGAGGUGCAGAAACACCGAAUGCAGCAGCAGCAGCGAGACCAUCAGCAGCAACCAGGAGAGGCAGAACCACUAACACCAACAUACAAUAUCACCACCAAUGGGUUAACAGAGCUACACGAUGACCUCAGUAAUUACAUUGAUGGGCAUACCCCUGAAGGUAGCAAAGCAGACUCUGCAGUUAGCAGCUUCUACUUAGACAUACAGCCUUCUCCAGAUCAGUCGGGUCUUGAUAUUAAUGGAAUCAAACCAGAACCAAUAUGUGACUACACACCAGCAUCGGGCUUCUUCCCUUACUGUUCUUUUACAAAUGGGGAGACCUCUCCAACUGUGUCCAUGGCAGAAUUAGAACAUCUUGCACAGAAUAUUUCCAAGUCACACAUGGAGACUUGCCAGUACUUGAGAGAGGAGCUACAGCAGAUCACAUGGCAGACUUUUCUGCAGGAAGAAAUCGAGAACUAUCAGAACAAGCAAAGGGAGGUAAUGUGGCAGUUAUGCGCAGUCAAAAUAACAGAAGCUAUACAGUAUGUAGUGGAAUUUGCCAAACGCAUUGAUGGCUUUAUGGAACUGUGUCAAAACGAUCAAAUUGUGCUUUUAAAAGCAGGGUCUUUAGAGGUUGUGUUCAUCAGAAUGUGCCGUGCCUUUGACUCCCAGAACAACACAGUCUACUUUGAUGGCAAGUAUGCUAGCCCAGAGGUUUUCAAGUCCUUAGGUUGUGAAGACUUCAUUAGCUUUGUGUUUGAAUUUGGAAAAAGUUUAUGUUCUAUGCACUUGACAGAAGAUGAGAUAGCUUUGUUUUCUGCGUUUGUUCUAAUGUCGGCAGAUCGCUCAUGGCUUCAGGAGAAAGUGAAAAUAGAGAAACUCCAGCAGAAGAUCCAGCUAGCGCUUCAGCACGUCCUACAGAAGAACCACCGAGAAGAUGGGAUUCUAACAAAGUUAAUAUGCAAAGUGUCUACUUUAAGAGCACUGUGUGGACGACAUACAGAAAAGCUUAUGGCAUUUAAAGCAAUAUACCCAGACAUUGUACGACUUCAUUUUCCUCCACUUUACAAGGAGUUGUUCACUUCAGAAUUUGAGCCAGCGAUGCAAAUUGAUGGGUAAACGUAUCACCUAAGCACUUCUAGAAUGUCUGAAGUACAAACAUUAAAACAAAAGAAAGGAAAAGAAAAAAAAAAGAAAAAAAAAAAGAAAGAAAACCAAGACACUUUAUAUGGCCCUGCACAGACCUAGGGAGCCAACACACUGCACAUCUCUUGGCGGUCGGGGUCAGGCGAAGGAUGGGAAACAAUGAAACAAAGUUGAACUUGUUUUUCUCAUGCAUAUGAUUUCCAUUAUGCCUACAAAUAUGGACCCUUUUUCUGUCUCAGCUUCUCAAUCCUUGACCUCUGUUUACACAGACUGAGGGUACUAAUGUCAGAAGGUUGUUUUCUCUUGUAGUUCACUGCCCAGACUUUUGACAGAACAAUCAAUUUGUUGAUCAGAACAGAGAGUCCACCUAGUAAUCAGCGACUGGUGUGCAUUGCAGAGAUUUCAGCAUCAGUUUGCACAACUUGCUCAUUGUUUCAUGAAGGACAAUUUUUUUCACCUACCAGUUUGCCAGUAGACAGAAUGGCAUGAAAAGGGUCCAUAGCAAUAGCAACAAUAGCAUUAUAAUAUAUUACAGGGUAAAUGGGCAUGAAGACUAUAUAUAGCAAAAGAGAUAUUGUUUAUAUAUUGUUUUAAUUAAUAUAAAAUGUAGUUACUGGUAUAGCUUUUCUUGUUGAAUUGAUAAGGCACUUUCAUUUUGCACCUUUUUCUUUAAAUUAAAUGCUAGCGUGUUCAUUGUUGUGUUGCAUGUGCACCAGAAAUUCAAGUUUAACUGAAAAAGGUUUGGCAGGUACUGGUACAUUGGGAGGUAUUUAUGCUGCUGUUUUCCAUGUUACUUUUAAAGAGAGGCUGGUCAUAUCCCGAAAUGGUUACACAGAUUCUUUUAAAGAGUUGAAAAUAAUAACAAUUUUCUAAAUUAAAAUCAGCUUUUCAGCUGUUAAUUUCAAAGGUACUUUUAUUUUCAAAUCUUUCAAACCUGGAUGUUUAAAAUUACAUGCCUAAAUUCAGAUUUAGGUGCACAAGUCAGAAGCCUCCCUUUCAAAGGUGCUGAGUUUCCGUGAUCAAAGUUAAACUAAGGAAUUACAGAUCACUUACACACGAGUAACACAGCAUCCUUGAAAAUCGGGCUAUUGAAGAAAGUGUGUUUCUGCCCACCAUAAAUCCAGGUUUGAAGAUAGUUACUCAAGUCUGUAUCUACAGUAAAAGUAUGUGUGUAUGACAUGUAUGUGGAAAAGCAAUUUUUUAUACAUAAUAUUACAUACUUUUGUACUCCGUAUCGUAAACAAUGCCUUCAAACUCCAAAAUCUAGCCUGUCAACAUACUUCAGUGAGAUGAGACACAGACCCAUGUUCUUCCAGCAUCCAGCAGUUCAGUUUCAGGUAGCUGAACAGAGAAGUCCACUGCUCUUCUUAUGUAAAAAGAUGCACUAUAAAGUUUCUCAGAUGAGGACAGACUAACAAAGUAAAGGUACACUGUUGCUAGAAAACUUUGUUUUGUACUCUGUAUAAUGCCUGAAAAUCAUUAACAUCAUAAAUCUGCAUUCUGUAAUUCUGAAAGUGUGAUUCCCGUAUUGCUUAACCAACCAGUAAACCCAAUCUUGCAGUUUUUAUUAUUAUUAAUUACCAUUCCCUUUAGGAGGAAUACUGUGUCUGAGCAAAUUCGGCAAGUAAACCUAGUUCUGAAGGAAGCAGAUUCAGAAUAAAUGAUAUCACGAAAUAAACCGCGUCUGUUUGAGCCAGAGGAGCAUAACUAGUUUGGAUGAGAUGAGGACAUAUAACUGGAUGCCUUGUAGGCCUACACAAAUGAAGAUUCUGAUGAAGUACACACGAAAAAGCCAGGAACUUUAAAAAAGAAAAAGGAUGAGACACACUAUGCUCCACUGCUUUAAUUUCCAAGGAUAAACAAUCUCCUACAUACGUUACAGUUGUUGAGAAUUAACAGAAGUGAAUAAAAGCGCACUGUAGCCUAACUAUUUUAAAAAGGAGAAUUAGGUCAGUGGGUUACUACAAACAAAAUAGAGGUUUGUUCUAUGAUUUACACCUGUUUCCUUUGGGGUCAAAUGGAGACAUUUAGCUGUGACACCUAUUAGGAAUUUUAUAGUCUGCCACAUCAGGGAAGCUUACAGCCAUCACUCACCUCUGUGGCUUGACAGGAGCAUCAGAAAUUUCCCGUACAGAGCAGUGUGUCCCCAGAGAACAGCAGGGGAACGCCUGCACCUCCGUGAGCACCGGGAUGGAGACACGAGAGGGCUUUUGGAAAAAGUCCAGAGAGCUGUUCUUGUGCUGCUCCAUCCUGCCUGCUCCCGAGGAGGCGGCUCGCAGCCCAGCACCUGCCCUCUCCAGCCUCACUGAAAUCCUUUUCCUAGAGUCAUUGUUUACUUUAUUGGAGUAACUGGAAUGAUAUGGGACUUUCAUUCUAAUGUGUGUUCCUAUUUUUAAAACAACCCUUUUAACUAACAAACGUUUUCUGAAUGUGACCAGCCUUAGGUGCUAGUCCUGUAAAGAUCAACUAAACUUAAUUUCAGUGUCAACUAAUGAAUAAUGAAGUAAGACCUGUACUUUUUUAGAGAGCGAGAUACAACUCCUACUUCUGACAGUAAAUAGACUACCAGGCAAAAUAUUUUGGGAUUAACUUUCAGUCACAUCCUUUUCUUACCUUUUCCUGCUGAAUAUUACUAUUAUUAGUAAAUUAUUAGUAUUAUUAGUAAAGUAUUAGUACUUUACCAGGCAUCUAGGUGCAAAUGGUUUUGUUUAGUAUCUAGUUCAGCAUCUUUACACCCAUAAGUCAUUGACAACAGAGACUACUGGAGCAUUUACUAAUAAAAUAUAUAACCAUGAAAAGGUUCCAGACAGGGCCUUAGCUGAACGCCCUUUGCAUCUGAAAACAGCUUGGGAUGGGAUCUUCCAGGCCAGAAAGUGCUGCCCUUGUCCAUGGGAGCUCCCGUGUCCCAGCUGUGCAUACACAGCCCAAGGAACUCUGCUUCCCUGAUCACAACUAGCAGCCACUUGGCAAGAGAAUGUUAUUUUUGUUUGCUUUUCAUGGACAGGGGAACAAAAUGGGAUAUGGCAUGGCAGAUGUACUGAUAAAGCUGCUGCUGCCAAGGAGGCUUUUAUGAAAGGGGCCGCAGAGUAGUGUUGGGGUGGCUGGUCAGAGUGGGGGCCGUGUAAGAACCCACAGCAGCAGAGGAGAUGCAGUCUGCAGAACCACUGGGACUAUGGCCUGGGAUCAGAUCAACUGAGUAUUCAGUUAAAAAACCUAUUUGGGGUCAAUGGAUAUUCACAUGAGUAUUGUCAUAAUCUGCCCAGGUCAUUACAAACAAAAACAUGGGGAUAGCUGAAAAUAAAGGAAUAAUACAUUGUUUUUCAA
Messenger RNA from Calidris pugnax (ruff), 4954 nucleotides. RefSeq names its product RAR-related orphan receptor A (gene RORA). Gene Ontology annotation, biological process: regulation of transcription by RNA polymerase II; negative regulation of inflammatory response. NCBI's taxonomy places the organism in Eukaryota, Metazoa, Chordata, Aves, Charadriiformes, Scolopacidae. Gene Ontology annotation, cellular component: nucleus. The record is from RefSeq and is a predicted model, not a curated record. The transcript is spliced from 12 exons. Gene Ontology annotation, molecular function: RNA polymerase II cis-regulatory region sequence-specific DNA binding; zinc ion binding; nuclear receptor activity. The coding region runs from base 137 to 1603 and encodes 488 amino acids.